Messenger RNA from Pocillopora meandrina, 18961 nucleotides. The record is from the annotation of a GenBank genome assembly. Lineage: Eukaryota; Metazoa; Cnidaria; Anthozoa; Scleractinia; Pocilloporidae.
UACAAUAUAUUUAUCUUUAAUUGUUAUUUCACAGUUCCUCCAGAAAUUACUGACCAACCAGAGCCAAAGCCUUUACUUGCCAUCGGAGAAAACCAUACUUUGACCUGCAAUGCAUCUGGAGACCCUCUUCCCAAUAUUUCUUGGACAAAAGAUGGCAUUCCUGUGGAUAGGUUUUAUGUGACAGGUUAUCAGCUUUAUUUGUUCAACGUGAAGUUGGAGGAUGUAGGAUCGUACAGAUGUACAGCUAGUAAUGGAUAUGGAGAUAAUGUCACUAGUGUCAGUAUUGUUGGCAUAAGAUGUAAGUAGUCUGUCCUGUUUAUCUGAUUACAGCAAUACAUUUUUAAAUUGUUUAUGGUUUGAUUUUAGACAGACACAAUGGUGUUAUGAUUCAUGUUUAACUGCAAAAUGACACAAUGGCACUGAAUUAGCAGAAUAUAGAGAAAAAGUAGUUACUAAUUCUCUCCUGUUGAGAUGUCAAUACAGUAUUUUUGUUAGAUUGUCUUAGUGCCAAGCAUAAAGGUGUCUGUCUCUGUGAAACAGUUUUGUUUUUUUCAGUAUUUAUGCACUUACUUUAACAGAGAUCAAAGCUAGCUUUGUUAUGUGGGCGGGAAUUAUUGGUCUACAAGCCUUCUUUUAAUGGCUAAUUGCAUGGAACAAUUUGAUGGCCAAACGAGUAGGGUUCGAAAAAUGUUCACUUCAGAACAUUCUUCAACUCAUAAAAAAGUCACCAGUUGAAGAUAUAAGAUGGUUAUAAAGAGAAAAAAACAAAUAAUUAAAUGAAUAAAAGUGGCAACUGGUAUUGAAAGUCUUAUUGCCAAAAGUCCAUUUUCAGUGGCUUUGGCAACCAGCCAGUCACAAUUUGAGAUGCUACUUUCUUUUUGAUUUGUAAUAUAAUGAUAAACUGAUUUGCAUGUUGUAGGUUACUGAGAGAGGCAAGUUUGCUGGGCACAAUAUUUUUCCUUCCCAGAUAAAAAUAUAAGGUGGGAUCCCACCUGGGAUUAUGGAACAUCCCGCAUGGGAUCCCACAUGGGAUCCCACCUGGGAUUAUGGAACAUCCCACAUGGAAUCCCACAUGGGAUCCCGCCUUGAAUUCCUUAUAGCAUCCCAACUGGGAAAGCACAUCCCGGGCAGGAUUAAACCUAGAAUCCCACCAAUCCCUCUUAGGAUCCUGCCUCAAAUUUCAGAUAGUUUCCCACCUGGGAAAUCAUAUCUAGUUUAGACCCUGCAUAAAAUUUCAGAUGGCUUCCCACUUUCAGAAAAAUCCUUUGCGGGAUCCUGUUUAACACUGGAGACCACAGAUUUAUGAAAUGUACCAGAUAGGAUAUCUUAUCAAUUCCUUUUGUAACCUAAUCCUUCAAAUUAAGAGGAUAAAAUUUUCUAGGUAAGCUAUAGACCCCAUCAAUCCACUGAGGGUCCAAAACUUUCCAACAAGCUAUAGAACAUACUGACACCUCCAAUGGGAUCCCAUUAUCUUACCCAAGCUGUUGAUCAUAAAUGUUUCAAACAGUACAUGAAUACACAGACUAUAUGUGAUAAAUAUAGCAACACGUUCCAACACAGCUAACCAUCUCGAUUCCUCAGUCGGUCUUUCCACUGAACUAUAGUAGUGGUGCCAAUAGAGUCAAGUGCGUCUCAUAACGGAGAAAACAUGUAGGUUGUGUCGCCCCAUUGCCUUGUCCCCCCAGGUUAUGUCGCCCCAACCGAAGUUACGUCGCCCCAACAUCGGAGUUGUGUCGCCCCAACAUAUUAGUUGUGUCGGCCCAUCAUCAAAAUUAUGUCGCCCCAUCGAAGUAAAGUAUUAACUUUAGCUGACUCGCUUGUCGUUCUUUCAAAAUGCACCUGUGUACUGCGAAGAUGAUAAAUCUACUUCGAACAUUUCGGCUUACUUCAGGAUUUUAUUUCAACAGUUUGAUGUAAAGCAUGCUUAAAAUGAAGUCAUGUAACAUUAACUAACUUUUCAUUCGUGUUUUUUAUAUCAAAAGGUGCUUUAGUACAGGAAAGGGCAAUCAAAAAACGUCACAAAACAAGCGUAAAGUUGGAGUGUCUCGACCGACCUCGACCGAUAGCGAUAGGAUUAUAGUACCCAGUUCCCCGCGCGCUGCUGAUAACAUUCUUUAUUGAUUACGUAGGUAAUUGUAUUCGUUUGUCCUUUAUGGCUGACCCGGGAAAUUCAGACAGAAAAGAACACAACAUUUACUUCCAACAUCACGUUUAUUAGUAACUAAGGACUAUUUUCCACUAACAACAGGUAUUUAUACUUAAUGCAUUUACUUUUGUUUAACACUUAAGAAUAAAAUAUCUUAGAUCCUAAUUUAAUUGUCUCUCUUUACGCCUUACUCGUAACAAUAGUCAACUUCUUACAAAUAACUACACUUAAAAUUUGUUCACUAGCGAAUUAAAAUCUUUUGUUGAACACUUAGGAAUAAGAUAUCUUUCAUCGUAAGGUUUUUUUUCUCUCUUUACGCCUUGCUCGCAACAAAAGUCAAAUUCUUACAAAUAGCUAGACUUAAAAUCUGUUCACUAGCGAAUUAAAAUAUUUUGCUUAACACUUAGAAUCAAAUAUCUCAGAUCCUAAUGUAUUGUUUUCUCUUAACGCCUUACUCUCUGCAAAACUCAAAUUCUUACAAUUAGCUAAAUCUUUGAUCCUAAUCUUAACGCCUUACUUACAAAGCAAAACUCGAACAAUGACGAAUUCUAUCACUUUCUAUAACUAACUUAACGCAUUGUUUUAAGCGCCUCUCGGCCCAACAAGUAAUGAACAAGCCUUGAGAAGUUGUCUCGCCGUCUUGUCGCCCUCUUCAUAUUGUCCCCACAGUGAAAAUACCUUAGCCUGGAUUUGACGAUAUCUGCGCCGCUGAACUCGUCGAAGUUUCUUUUCUGAGACCAUACGCACAUUCAGGGAAGUUAGUUUGGCUUCUUUGUAGAGCAGGUCGAUAAGUAAGUACAUGGGUAGCUGUCGAAGUACCUUCCAUACUGCACACUCGAAGUCUAGCGUGACUUGUCGUAGCGCUGGGGAUGGUAGCAGCUCUCGGAAAACAGCUCUGUAAUCACGCUUCCGUUUGCCCGACAUAAGGACAAACACCAACGGCACCUACUUGACGUAGUCAUCUGCCUUUACGAAGGCGUUGACUGUUAACAGCUGGGUAAACGGCUGACGGCACAGCUUAAAGGUCGCAUCCACGUACCAGCUUUUUGCUCUGUUGAGUAGGUCGAGUUGGUGUCGUGUCACGAAAAUCAAAUGACGGCGUCCACCAACCUAGUAAGAAAACGAAUGCCAUAAUUAACCUACUGUAAACUGCCGUAUAAUGAUUACAACACUGCUCCAGUCCGUUUAAAAGAUUUUGUGUUGUGAAACUGUAAAAACAAUAGAAAACGGGUGGUUUUCGAAAUAAUAACUAGGUUAAUCUAUUCAGCAAACGCAUGCCAUAAUUAAAUUACUGUAAGCUGCUGAAUAAUGAUCACAAUACUGUUCCAGUCCGUUUGAAAGAUUUGGUGUGGUGAUGUUAAGUUAAAAUCAAUUACUAACUGUUUCUCGAAUAACCUUUUAGUUUGUUGAAUAACUUAUUUAGUUUUGUAUGUGCUAAUAUAUAGUGUUAACAUUCAUUUUACUUACUCUAACAUCAUUCCUGAAGAAGUUGUCGGGGACGUGCGCCAGUUCCAACUCGAACUCAAGGUCACGCGGUUCUGUGGGGCGGAGUUUCUGACGAAGGCAGUUCGCGUUUCUGGCCAGAUGCGCUGGUUUCGAUAGACCCGGACAUGGAACAUCGGGAAGCUCUUCCAGUAGGACCUGGUUUACUAUGGCGGAUGCGGGUUUAAAGUACUCGACCUCUGCCUCCUCACGUACGCGGGACACAAUCUUCGCUGCAACCUCAGCGUCAACCUGCCCGUUGUGGUUGUGCUGCUGUCCGCCAGCGAUGAAUUGGCCACUACGUUUAAUAACAGUUGCUCUACAGGGGUUGAUCUAAUAAAACAAAAAAGAGAUAUAGAAUCAAUUAGAUGGCAAUUCAACAGAAACGUUAUUCGUUUUCUGUUCGUUUUAAGAAAAAAAGAUAUUUACCUUCGGCCGCACUGUGCACUGCCAAUGCGUAGCGCCAACACACUGCCUCUUAACGUUGUAUGUGUAGCCGUCGUUGUCGACCAGCUUUCGGUUCCUCUUCAACGUGGCAUCGUCAACGAUUGUGAAUGUAAGCUGAUGCGGCUGCUGGACAAUCUCGGGAGGGUCUGGGUCAUCAAGCGAUAGCUCUACCGCUACGGGGGACGCUGCAGUCGGUAACCCUGCAGAGGCAGAGAUGUAGGUGAAGGUGCUGUGGGUGACACUGACGUAGGUGAUGCUGUUGCUGGUGCUGGUGAUGGCGGAGGUGAGUCGGGGACUGCAACUGAGUCGUACUCUGGCUCAGAUGUCAACUCGGCGCAUGCAGCACACAGCCAGUCGAUUUCAACGCCGUUAAUCGAUCGAUGAAUAGAUUACAAACUUACUUCAUAAGCGAAGUUACUUUUUACAAGCCGCUCGCUCAAGUUACAUCGAGUUACAUCGUAAUAAUCUUACAAACUUUUCCUUCGAUCGAUCGAUAAAUCUUACAGCAGUGUUAUGUUUAUGUUAUAAGUCGAUCGUUCGCGUAAAUCGAUCGGAGAAUCUUACAAACUUUUACUUGAUAAGCGAAGUUACGCGUUUGGGCGACGCAACUUUGAUGUUGGGGCGACACAACUACGAUGUUGGGGCGACACAACUCCGAUGUUGGGGCGACGUUACUUCAGUUCGGGCGACGUAACCUGGGGCGACAAGGCAAUGGGGCGACACAACCUGACACCAACAUUUGCACGAGAGACAGAAGCAACUACAUGCGAUUACAGAGGUGCACUGGAAUUCUCGUCUACAAAUGGUUAUGCACAGUCCGAAGCGUUCCCGAGCUUGGAAAGGGGGUGGAGAGAACGAAGAUACAAGGUUGUCAUUUUAUAUUACAAGUAAAAUUUUAACAGGAACAAUUUUGUUUAUCGCUGACACAGAGAAGAACCACAGAGAAGAACAACAAGUAGACUUUAGAGCUGUAAUUAUUGAACUGUGACUUACACUUUUCAUUUGAAAGUAGGACUUGCACCAAAAAUAUAAAGUAAUAUUUUUUAGGAGGUCCAGUCAUUGGGACAUUUAAGAAAUUAAGUUACGAAAAGAAACUCGGUUUGUACUUCUCACUACUAAGAGUCUUGUUUUAAAAAUAUUUUCAGAUCAGAGUUUCAAAUAAAGCAAAUUGAAGAAGUCAUUUAAAAGGUGUAUUUUCUCGAAGGGAACAGUGACCACAUCUGUCUUGUCCGCAUGCCAAAUAUUUGCGGAGUGUAUUGAUUAUCCAUAAGUAUUGGAACUCUCACAAAAAUGUUUUGUGAGAAUAAAAACAGCAAAACAAUAUUUUCGUAGGUGGGAUAUGUAAAUCCUGACUAGGAUCCCAGGUAGAGUGCAUAAGUCCCGCCUAAACUCCCGGGUGGGAUGCAGAAAUCCCACCUAAGAUCCCGAGUGGGAUGCAGGAAUCCCGCAUUAAAUGCGGGAUCCCAGGUGGGAUCAAAUUUUCAUCCCAGGUGGGAAAGGUGGGAUCCCGCCAUUCCCACCUGGGAUCCUGGGUGGGGUUGCCGGGAUCCCGCCUACAUCCCGCAUGACAUUUUAGCUGGGUUACUCCUGCCUUUGCAUGAAGCCAAUGUUAAUUAAGUUGCAGUUUAAACCCAUCUCAAAGGGCGAACUGAAAAUCCAAUUGUUUUCUAUAUAUGACUAACCUUGAGGUCAAAGCGUGAAGUUCAGUGAAAAACAGCAAUUCCACCUGCUUUCAAAAAAUGCAAUAGUUUUUUUUUGGCAUGAAGAUUCUUUAUUGCCAGGGUGACCAUGCAAUAUGUUCAAUAUCCGCAAUGGUCAAUAAUGUUUGACUAAUAAUAUUGUUUAAUGCAUGCUAAUUUUUGUUCAUCACACUUUAGGUAAUGAUUGUUUAAUUAGGAGCGUUGGAAUAACAUUACAGAGUGAAGUUUGGACUUCAGCCUUUAAUAACAGAGAGUCAAUUGAGUUCAAAACAUUGGAGUCAAAGUUUUUAUCAGAAGUAAGUAUCCUAGUGUGGCAUUUAUUAAGGACAUUUGGUAACCAUAUCAGGAGGAGAAACCCCCCCUAUAUCUAUCUGUUCACAAUAGAGUGGUGAUUAGCAAAUUAUUGAUGUUUGAGUAUAAAAAGGUCUUGUUUUAUUCCUCUCUUCCAGUACUGGCUGACUUAUUAGCAUCCUUUUUAUCCAUUUAAGAUGUCCGCAAUAAUCUCUGUAGAUUCUUUUCAUAGUUCUGCUCUUCAUUCAGCAUUCAGUAAAGAGUUUUCCAUGACUAUGAGUUACACGGAUGUUUGAGUUACAACUGAGGAAAACAGACUUUUGAGUUGUAAUAAAUUACCCAACAAACCUGUGGGAACUAGUAAACUUGAUGCUCUUCUUUUAAGGCAAAGGCAGCUAACUUAAAACUAAAUUUAGACACUUGGAUUUCAAUUUUUUGGUUUCUUACGUUUGAUAGUUAAGUAAAAUGUGAGAAGAGAUACUGUUUUCAACUGCCACAAUAGGAUACCUGUACACUUUCAUUACUUCCAAAGCAGGGUCACAUGGAAUGAAUCUUUGAGUUUUUUGAUUUGAUUUUUCUCUUGUCCUCUAUUCAUGUCUGAUGACAUUCAUAGAUCAGAUCCCAAUAGCCUUGAAUUUAUUAUAGAUUAAAGGAGUAGGUUUACAUUAGAAAUUUGUAAAUUUUACUCAUAUAAUUGGAGAAGUGCCGUGAGCCUAAAACUAUAUACUUGUAUGAGCAGAUGAGAUCAAGGCUUUCUCGCUCUGCGUGAACAUUUGAAUUGUACAUUUAAGCAUUUUUAGCUUGUAAAAUGACUGUCGUUCUUAUAAUUGUUUAAGAUUUCUUCUGUUUACACAAAAAAUCCUGGAAAACAACUGUACACAGUGGGUCUUGUUGAUUUCAGGUAAGUGUCAAGAUUCAAAAGAGUGCCCAGUAUAGGCAUAUGUGAAGUAAUAUUUUUAGAAAAGGGAAGUGGCCCUCUGCUAUUAUUUCAGGAUUUAGUUACAGUAUAAAGUUGAUCGACAUAUGUUCAAACAUUUUUAGGUUAUAUCCAUCAUGUUUAGUUUUUGGAAAAUUAAUUUUCAGUAGAAUGACAUUAAUGGCCAAGAUAAAUAAGUAUUAACCAUUUGCUAUUAUGCAAAAAAACUUUUAAUGGUGAGUUUUUUCCUGGUUAUAGAUCUGGUAGUGUUGUUGCUGAAGUAGAGCUCAAGUUUGAAAAAUCUGUUCUUGAUCCUUUGAAACCACUGGAAGAUGAAAUCAAAGAUGGAAGUCUUGGGUCAUUCACAGUGAGCCGUGAACUUGAUUUGAAUCCAAGUAAGGCCUGUGCUACUUGACAACUAGAUUCUAUUUUGUCGUUGUGGGAAAUUACAAACUUACUUCAUAACCCUGUACUGUUUGUAGAUGAGCUAUUGUCAAAACUAGGGAGGGUUUUCAAGCUAAAUACGUUACACACAUUCAAGUGUAUAUAGAAUGUUUUAUUAUAUUAUUCGCAUGGAUGCAUAUAUUUUCUUCGAGUGUUGAGAAUUUUUUUUCGCAUGCUCGGCUUGCUCGCUUGUGAGAGACGUCAUUAAGGGUAUGGUGAGGCCUUAAACUAGUUUCCUUUUCCCUGUUCUUCUCCAACAGGCUUCACUUAUUUCAAGGAUAUCUAUGUUGUAGUUUUCAGCCUCUUGCCCAUCCCUCCUCUGUCCAGGCUUGGACCGGCAUAGGCCGAGUUAAUGUACAGUAGUUAUCAGUGACCCACAUUUAUGUCCGAGUGAAAUUCACUUACAUAGUCACUGAGGUUACAGAAGAACUACUUUGACUUCUGAAACAAUACAUUUGUCAAGGUGUGGUGCGAACACUAUUCUUACAAAGAAAAAUUGAGUUCAAUCUUGCUAAUGUUCUUAGAAAAAAAUGUGGAAAAGUUAUCAUUAUUAUUUCCAUGACGAAAUUGGUAACCUCUCAUGUGACAAUAUCAUUGAUACUUUUACUGUAAGCGUUGAAGAUAUCUUGUAUUUGCUACAAGAGAAAUUCUAAAAUUUCAUCAAUAUCUCUAAGAUAAAUAAUUAUUUUUCAUGUGGUUGCUUUCUCUCUAAAAUGCCAAUUUGUGUAUAUUCAAUACUUUUCCCUUAUCUACCCGCGUAAAGAGAGUAGCGUAAAGAUGCGAGACAAAACUUUUUAUUCUGUUUUCUAAGCUGCAAGUGCCUUAAGCAACUGUUUUUGCCUUUGCGGAAAUUUUUUUUUUAUUUCAAGAAAUUAUAAUCUCGUAGUUCAAUAUUUUAUUGGGUUUCAUAAAAAUUUGUCUAAUCAUUGCUUAUUCUUUUGCAGCUUCGGUUCCCUUUACAAACUUUACAGCCACAGGUGAGAGACAAAAUCCCAUCUAUUUUCUAAUCAAUGAACUCAGUGAUUAUAACCGUCGAUUUUCUUUUUUUCUUGACAUUUUUCCAAAAGGGUCUGCAAAUAAUUCUGUUCUUUAUUGUCGAAUUAUUUUUUGGUGUUAUUUUCACCCACUUCGCAUAAAUGUAAAUUUUAUCUUUCAUUUGUAAUAAUAUCUAUCGAUGUUUGGCUUUGCUACUCAAGAGAAACAUUAUCAACAAAUCGAAUCCAUAAAUACGCUUGUGACGUCUUGCUUACCAUGUAGAUAUUAGUAACUUAAAUAUUUAUCAGACUGAAUGCAGAGAUCACUUACACGUUAGCUGAGGUUGCAGAAUAGCUACUUCAACUUACGACAUAAAACAUAUUAAAACAAGUAUUCGCCCAAGAGAACUUCUGGUAUUUCUAUUUAUUUAACAUGCCAAUACUUGUUUAGGCACAUGUAUAUGUAUCCUUAAUAUAGUGUGCUGCAAAUGUACAUGAAAAACUCGUUUAUUGUUUUCUGUUUUCUAAGUUAAACUACCUUUACGAAAAUUGUUUACUUUAUGCUGAAGAUAUAAUUAUUACAAGAAAUACUAAUCUCGUAAUUUAAUAAUACUUUAUCCUUUGUGCCUUGCAAAUAUGUUUAGUGAUUGCAUAGUUUUUUUCCAGCUGGCACCUUCACAAACGUUACGUCAACAGGUGAGAGAAAACUUUUUAUUUUGAAAUUAACUAACUUUUAAACCGUUAGAAAUGGCGUGCUUACAACAGAAAUUAUGGUAUUCAUCAAUAUCUUUAUUAUAAAUCGCUAUUUCUCAUGCGCGUAACCUUUAUUUUGACGUACCAAUACUUGCCUAAAUACAUGUAUAUUCAAUAAGUGUUUCCAUCUGUACCCUUAACAAAGGGCACUGUGAAAGUGCCAGACAAACUCGUGUCUUUUGUCCUCUUUUCUCAGAUGAAGCUACCCUCACCACAGCUGUUUGCUUCUUGCCAAAGCUAUGGUCUCUUAAAGAACUUCUUAUCUCGUGAUUUAAUUUGUUGUUUCCUUUGUACUAUGCAAAUAUCUCUGAUGAUUGCUUUCUCUUUUCCAUCCCUUUGUAAGCAUUACGGUCACAGGAGAGAAGCAAUUCAAAUCAAUUAAAAUUUUAGUUGUAAAAAUCGUCGUUUUUCAAUUUUACUUGAAACAUUGUCGCGCUUUGUGUUCAGCAGAUAGCUUCCAUUAUUGGAUCAUGCCUCUACCGGUUUCCAACUCAAGAUAAAAGAGGCUAUUCAUAUUAAAAAAACACAACCAUCCUUGAAUCAACAAUUACACCAUAUAAAUCUCAAACUAUCCUUCAUGCUUUACCUCUUUACCGUCACCAUUUAUCAUAAUUAGCAUUGUUCUACUUACUACAUAAAUUCAACUCCAACGCUUUGUACAUUAAUUAACUGAAGAUGAUAGAAGUUUCUGUCGAAACAUGUAUUACAGACUUAAAAGUUUUGUCGCUUUCUUUAAAUACUUGAAGCAACUUUUCACGAAAGCGUUUGUUAAUAAUCUCAUCUUUUUUGUGUUGUUUAAUUAAUUUUUAAUGCCUAAACAUUUAUUAUUCCUUUCCAGCUGUUCCCUUAACAAGCAGUGCGGCAUCAGGUGAGAGGGAAUUUCCUUUACUUUCAAAGUCUCUAACUUUGCAAUUGUACCCGAAACAAGAUUUUCCAAAGGACUUGUGAUAUGAGUUUUGCUCUCAAUUGGUCCACCCUACCUUUUACAAAAACCUGCGACACGCGCAGCGAAGUAACGGAAAAGUUGAUGAUUAUUAUUUUUCUCAGUAUCAAAGUAUGGUAUGGUUUGAAGGCAACAGUCUAUGACCAGUGUUUUUGCGAGCGAUCUAAGAAAAUUGGGUCUGACAAAGGAGAAUAUUUAUCCACGAGUGUCAUGACAAUUAGAGUUUUUUCUUCGCCAUUAAGAGUGGAAAGAAGUGAACAGAAGUGGUCAAGUUUGGCCAAAAAAUACUUUUCUAGUGAUCAAGAGAUUCUCUUGGGUGAGAUUAAAAAUUCGCUGCGGUCCAAGAUAAAGUUGAAAUUAACUCAAAAGACCAAUCUUUGAAAAAAAAAAAAAAAGACAUAUUAUAACAAAAAGAUUCUGGGUUACUCCAUCACCCUUCUGAAUGUACGUAGGAUAAGGGCCUCUAUAAAGCGUUGUAUUAUUGUGGCCAUGUAAUGGUUAGUAUGGCUAGCUAUGAAUGUUUGCACACGUGUUGGUUUUUCUCAAGGUGCAGAUCAAAGUGACGAUCGGAAAAAGCAAACUAUGCUUCACGCCAUUUACUCGAUAACAAUAUUUCUACUUUUGGUGAUUAUCAUUGUGUUAGUGCUUGUCGUUUGGAGAGGGAAGAAUAGGCAAGGUGAGAUACCUGAUCUAAUUUUCUCUUUUACUUCUGCCGUAAUCCCUAUUUGUCAGUAUGAAAGCCAAUCGUAAGAAAGUGUUGGAAAAUUAUUCAAAAAUUAAAGUUGAAAGGGGAGUCCACCCUGCUUUCUGGUUUCCGACCAGUGGCAAAAUCUGCUCUGAAGAUUACGAUAAAAAAUAUUUUGGGUCGCGCUCUCGGCAUUUCUGCAAAUUGCGUCACUGUGGAAGGAAUAAAGACUUUCAAUACAGCAGUCAAACACUGUGCAUCCGCAAGAGUCUGAAAAUGCUACGGUGGACGUCCAAACGCGUGUCUAUCGUAAAGUGAGGAAGAAAAGGUUAAAUUUGUAACUCAAUACGUAAAACAAGUGAAAAAAGGAUUUGGAGAAAGUUCUAAUCUUGUUAUCUUGUUCUUGCUUCAUUGUGAAAAAUCCCAACUGUUUUGAGCGCGGACGCUUCGUUUUGGGGCGGGAGGCAUAGGACAGAACCUCUCUCUACCUUUGCAGUUCUUCCUAGUCUACUGUCCGCGAUAAACGUAGGUCGUUUAUCGUCGCGAAUAUCUUGUGUGGUUCUGUUUCUUCCUUUUUUCACUCAUUUCCCCGGUGUUUACCAGUACAUCGUGAACACGACAAACAACAACUACUGCAGCACGGCCGAGCUUUUGGGCGAAUUCAUCACUCCACCGUGCUAAGUGUUUAAAAAGUGUGCGAGUGUGAACCAGCUCAAAGUGCUGGAGAAAGUCUGGAAACACAACGCAUUUAAGUCUUGGCUUAAGGAAUUUCGAAAUUUCCUUGUAAACUGCAUAAAUAUACGUCGCACUCGAUAUAAAAGCCGUAUUGAUAGCCACUGUUUGACCGCAGUGAUCAGAUAUUUUCGGUUUCCACCUUGAGAGAAAUUUUUUCUUUUCUUUUUUUUUUUUGAGACUUUCAGCCUAGGAGAGUGACGCUGCCGUUGAUCAACCAUGAUUCUUAAAAGCUAGGCUAUUUUAAAGUUACCUUUUUUGGUAGAAUAAACCUGCAAUGUUAGCUACGGAAACCAUGUAGAACCACAUCAAAGAGCUUCCUCCGAAUGGUUCCGACAAAUUUCAUUGAAGCAAUUUUUUUAUCUUAAGUUUCGUUUCUUUCCACGUUGUUUUGCCUUUUAGAUCAAUUUUUUCGUUGGCAGUAAAAUAAUACAGUCAACUCUCCGUUAACGGACACUCGUUUUGGAUAAAUUUUGAACACUGUACAUUUGUUUCGUAGGUCCUUCGACUGAAAAUGCGAGGUAGGUACAGGUAGUAUUCUGUUUGUAUCAUGGUGUUUGUAUUUUCGAGAUACAGUCAUAUAUUUGAAACAUUUUACUGAGCAUGCUUCCUGACGGAGAGAGCUCAUUAGAUAAUUUUAAACAGCGCGGAAGGUUGGAUUUGAGUAAAAAAGUUAACGUUUUUGCGCAGAAAUUUGAAAUUGAAUUGGUUUAUUGUUUGUUGUGAACAAGAAGUAGAGAACAAUACAUGGUUGCUUGUAGAUAUGGAAUUUCUCUUCUCGUGUUCAACUCGACAUCUCACUCGUUCGCUGCACUCACUCGUGAGUUAUCGAGUUAAACACUCGAAGAGAAAUUCCAUAUCUAUACGCGCCCAUGCCGACUUCAUUAAUGAAUGAAAAUAAAUGAAUCGACAAUCCCCAAAUAACAAUCGUAGAGUGCGUUGGCGCUAACUCUUAAGAUGGAAAAAUGCGUCGAAUUAAGAUCACGAAAACAACAACAGUCGUAAUUUCCAAUUUACAAAAUUCUCAUUCAUUGACUUUGUUCUUACCGACAGAAGAAGUCUUUCAUGUAAACGGCCAAAAUCGGCCAGUGGCAAAUCUUCCAUUUGUCGAUUUUCAUUCUCAGCCGAGAGAAAUGCCAACACCAAAGCCACCGAAUACGUAAUUUUCGGUUUUUCUUUUAGUAUAUUGGUUUUUUUCUCCUUCUAGAAGUUUGAACCUCAUUGUCUGUCAGCGAUACGGAUUUUUUAAUAAACAACUUGUAUUGAGAAUCGUGAAGGCUUUGCCUUUCAUUCAUCAACCUGACCGAGUGACGCCAAAGGCAAGUGACGAGUCAGCAGCUGAUUGGCUAUAUCAACACGUGAAAAAAUACGAUAUUUUUUCACGUGUGUUGUUUCGGCUUUUCUCAGGGCCGGAAAUCCCUCUAUAACACCGCAGUUUAUGUGAUAAAUCAGAUUCUGCCAUAAAGUUUUCAGGGAGCAUGUGCAAUAUUUUCAGUAUUUGAAAAUGUAUACUCUUAAAUAAGGUGUGUUUCAAUAGCACACCUUGUGAGUUCUCUAACACAUCAAGGUGUGAUGUGGUGACACACCUCUUCACUGUUUUAUUUCACGGUUCAAGAAAACACACCAAUGUGUGUAAAGAAACACAGGCGGUGUGUAACAAUUACGCACCUUGAGAUCAGUUUUGCAACACACCAUAAAUUAACGAGAUGCAAAUGUUCUUCAGUUUGAGAAAUCUGCCAGAGCCAUCAUAACACAAAAAAAGGUGCGUUGCAGUAACAUCUUCUGUUUGAUGCGAAGCUCUUCUUUAGGAUAUGUUUUUACAGUGGAAAUCGCUCACUCGACUUCUGUCAGGUUGAACUUCCUGGCUAACUCGAAUUGAAAGUAAUUUACAUCGAGGUACAUUUUUCACUUAGUUACUAUCGAUGGACUUGAUUGCCUUGUUAUCUCGCUUCGCGUUGUUUUCAUUACGGCUAAAAUUAAUUUUUCAAGUUCGUUUGGGUUUUUUGGCCCUUUAUUUUGAUUUGCGCUGGGUAUUAUUAUUUCUUCUAAGAAAAAAACGACUCCGCAUCAAGUUCUUCCACUAUGCUGCCCAUAGUUAUAUACACUAUGUUCAAUCUUUUUUUUUUUUUUUUCAGUUGCAGUUAUCAUCAGGUAAAUGCUAUGGAUAAUCAGGUAAAUAUGGAGAAUACUCGAUGGAAAGAGAUGAAGUCUUCAAGGGACUUGUUGUUAUUAGACUUCGUGAUCACUUGUUGUCAAGUGUUUCGUUACAAUCACCGCUGCAUUUGGUUUUGGUUAUUUGUUUUCACUUCGCUUUUAGGAUCAAGGAAACCCAGUUCAAGCCAGUGAAGCAUACGUGAAUAUCUCCGGAAACGAGGAAACGUUAGUUAUUCAAUCGUCGCCAUCAAGAAACGCAGUACCAAGCAGAAGACAUCAAAUGAACUCUGAGUAUAUGUCCAUUAAGAGAAUAACAACAAAGUUCAAGAAAUGGGAAGUAAAACGGGAAAAUGUUCAAAUCUCGAGAGUUAUUGGAAAGGGUGCUUUCUGUCAGGUUGCUAAGGCAACCGUAUCAGAUAUUAAUGGAAUAAAGGGAGCAACAACUGUGGCAGUUAAGAUGCUGAAAGGUAUGUUGCGGAGACAAGUAGUCAGAGCCUAUUUUUUAAAUCGUGAUUACUGGACAGAUUAUCAAUAAAUCAAUAAUUUUACUAGGAAAAAAGCGAACUUGGCCAAACAUACAAGGCAAAGUGGCUCUUUCUUAUAUUGGAAUAGUUUGUUGAGUACUUCAAGAGUGGUAUUCCCCGUUCGUAUGAGAACAUUUUGUUUGAGCACAUAGUAUUCUAUGCAACUACAGCAAGUCUCAAACGUGAAAAUGAAUCAGUAGAAGAGACGUCAUCUGGCUUAACUUUUAUACACCACCUCACAUGCUUAUGUGUGAUGGCAAUGUUUUUAAUUUUCUAUAUUUUUGGUAGAAAAUGCCCCGGAUAAUGACAGGAAAGAUCUGCUGUCAGAGCUGGAUUUGAUGAAGAAACUAAGGCCUCAUCCUCAUGUCAUUAAACUGAUGGGAUGCGUCACUAAAACUGGUAAAAUAGGAAGGAUAUUGGUAAUACUUCAUCGUUUAUUCAGUCAAAUCUGAAUUUUAAUUAAGUUUCAUGUUAAAACAAAGGGUUGUUUUGCAGAUCCUUUGCUUGUUCUCAUUGAAUACAUACCUUACGGUGAUCUGUUGGGUUACCUAAGAAAGAGUCGCGGCCUAAAUGACACAUACUUUAAAGAUCCGGAUGUUAAACCUGAGACCAACCUGACUUCAGAACAACUGAUGCAAUUUUCCCUGCAGAUUGCUGAUGGAAUGAACUUCCUUUCUGCUAACAAGGUAUUCACGAAACGUGUGUCAGUGUAGCACCUUGUUUUCCAUUCUGAUAAAGUGUUAGGUCACAGCAAAAAGUUGCUCGGAAAGGUGGUUGGAAAGGUAGAGAGUGACCUCUCCGAUGCUAAUGAAUCACAAUCUCUCGGAUUAUGGCGAAAUUACCUGGUUUAUCACGUUUUAGAGCUGAUUUAUUGUGCACAAUAAUAACCCAGACGGGCAUGUACAUAUUUCACUCCCCACUCCCCACUCCCCACUCCCCCCUCCCCCAGUCCAAAAAAAGGGAAAAACAACUUUUAAAGAAAAUGUUAUUCCUUUCGUCGUAAGAGUGAGACUGAGAAUGAAAUCCAAUUCCUCUACACCAUUGCAUCUAAUGUAUGGAGUUAGAUCGGAGCUGUAUAGUUCGGAUAUCCUUUCCUCUGAACCCCUUCGUCAUUUCGUCCGAAGUUUCUGUUUCACGUGCUAUCUUCGUGGCGUGUUUAACGUCGCUUCUUGAGUCGCUCUACAUUUCGUGGCGUCGAAAAGUAAUUCGUAUCGUAGCAGUCCCUGCUUGUAACCAGUGGUAAGCACGUUUUUAAUCGUCAUGUUGUGUAUCGUCUCUUUCUGUGAAAAUGUCCUUCAGCACGCUGAGUUCUUCAACUAACUUCGAUUCUUUUUUUAAGAAUGCCAUUUCUAAUGAUACUCGAACGCUGGAAAGUGUGCUGUCUCGGUAACGACAGCCAUGAAAUUGAUUAUGCUUUGUACCAGGUGGAUCAUUUUCUAACGUUGUGCAUUCAAUGUUAAAUCGUUUGGAAAGGUACUUACGUUGCUUGCAUGAUGUAUUUUUGCCUUGAAUAUACUUACAACUAUCCUUGUUUCAAGAUGGCUUUGACAACCUUCCUCUCAGAUUUGAAUCAAAACUUGACACCUGUUGAGAGGGGACAAUGAAGUUCCAGAAAUCCCAUGCCCCUUGUUUAGAGAGUCGUUCAAUCUUUUUUUAAUCUCUAGUUAGCCCACUUGAUCAAUCUGAUUUUCAUGGAACAGACCUUUACAUCAAAGUUGUAGAGAUUAUCCAUGGCUUGGUUUUACAAGAUCGAGUAAAAUAACAGAAUUUCUGCUCGCUGACAAGAGUUCGAACUGUAAGAGUUAUUAAGCUAGAAAACAGAAAACAUUUUGGAGAUAAAAUAAUGCAAGCAACUAAUUAAGCUAUGUGUAUUCACUAGUGAGGAUAAAAGGUGGAAUGAAUAUAUGAAAUUGUAAAAUUUAUAACUAGUAUAGUAUCACAACCUAGCUGAACAGAACGAAAUAAAAGUAACAAUGUAACUAGUUUCAUUAAUAGUUAACUGUUCUAGAAUUCUCCACAAUGCAUGCUUGGUGGGGUCCAAAAUCUACAUGGCCUCUGAAACUGGUUUAAUUUCAACAAUCAGGCCGAUGAAUAUAUAUAUAUUUUUUCAUCGUAUGUGAGGAGAGAUCGUUGUGGUGGUCUCUAAAUAUUAAUUUCAUAACUUGAAAAAUACAGCAGUGAUGUGUACCUCCUAUUCACAGGUCAAGAACACGCAAAAUUUGAACAACAAACAAGGCAGUUUUAAAGCCUUCUGUAACAUUAAUAUGUUGUUUUGAAUACCUCCAUCUGUUGUAUCCAAUGAAACAAAGCCUAGGCAUUACCAAACCAAAACACUCCUUUACCAUUAAGAUACGAGCCUCGGUCAUUGAUGCAAGGGAGUUGAUAUGAUGAGGUAAACCCAAAUGCAAGUCACAAGUUAAAGCGCUUGGCCGACAUCUGCAGUUUUUUGGAUAUCCAAAAACAAAGUGGAAGCCAAGGGCUGGCUUUUGCUGACAACCGGUGAUGAAUUUUAAGAUAUCCUUAAUGGAAAGUUAGAAGUUGACAUAAAGGAAUUUCUGAAUAUACAGUAUGAACUGUACAUUAAGAUUUUCUUAAGUUGAGUUGCGUUACACUGCAAUUGAAAAAAAGCCUUAUGCUCAAGCCAGAAGUUGUUUUUAGAAUCAUUUAGUUGAUUCACACAAAUACUCAAAAGAGGAAAGCAAAAAGGCAUUCUUCAAUUAACGUUAGCUGAAUGAGAACUCAGAGUGCUGAAUGAAAUUUUCCCAGAAAGAGACGAUAUAUAACGCACGAUUAAAAACGUGCUUACCGUUGACUGUUACGGCACGCAUUACGUUUGACGACACGAAAUGUGGAGUGACUUAAGAAGUGACGUUAGACACGCCAUGAAGAUAGCACGUGAAACAGAAAAUUCUUCCGACGAUAUGAAGAGGGGUUUGGAGGACAGGAAAUGAGAAAUAUAUAGCUCCACGUAGUAUGACUCGACGAUACGAACAAAGGAUACCAAAUUUUGACCUCGAUCUGACUCCACGCUGGCAAACUACCGACCCAUAGAGAGCUCUUUGGUGAACAAGUUAAGUUCAUUUAUGACAGCGUUCCGCAUACUAUUAGGAUCAGUCAUGUUAAAAGUGUCGUGUGAAAGUAAAUUUAAUGGGAAAGAUGGUAAAUUUCCAGCUCUACCGUCGACUAGAGAAAGUCUUUGGUUUUUGACAAUUGGAUGACCGAACUCAGAACGUACCGAUUUUCCUGUUCUGAGUGGUUCCAUUUUUUAUAUUACUUUACAUCCAUGUGUCAGAUCAUCCACCGUGACUUAGCGGCCAGAAAUGUUCUUGUUGGUGAAGGAGAGAAGUGUAAGGUGACAGACUUUGGAAUGGCGAGGAAUGUUAACCAGGAUGAUAUCUACAACAAAACAAGUCGGGUAGGAAACUGAGUUAUUCCCUUUUCUCUUUUAACUCGCCUCCAUUUUGAAGAGUGUUUUUCGCUCUUACAUUAAUCUGUACUUAGGAUGUCGUACUUUGCAAAGUUCACCAAUUCUUGUCUGAAUGAAGGAAGAAAUCGAUGUGAAUUUAAUAUUUCCGUUGCGUAAUUUGAACAGGGCCGUCUGCCAGUAAAAUGGACCGCUUAUGAGGGUUUAGUUUAUGGAAAAUACACAACACAAAGUGAUGUGUAAGUAUUCCCCCCUUUAAGAUACUCUAAACAUAGCCAUCUGGGUAUGACUCAACUCCAGGUCCGGAUUUUGGUCAUUCUUAUUUCUAAGAAGUCCUACAAUGCACGCAGAUUCAAAUAUCUUUUUUAUUUUCACUUCCACUUUCAUUUUGUCACAAAGAUUUCGCUAAGGUGAAGUUAAGAUUAGCACUUAGGUUUGACUCGAGCAAACGUCCACCACAAACGGGAUCACAAAGAUUUUAUGCUGUAUUCCGAAAGGAAAUGAGCUCAAAGUUACUGGUAUCCCUUUAACCAUCGCAAGCAUACCUCUUACUAGCUUAGUUCUUCUUCCUGUUUAGCUUCCCAGAUAAUGCGUUUUUUGGUCGUCAUUUGAAUCUCCUGCUUUUUAAGAAAUGAUGAUCAGCAGGGAGCUUGAAUUUUCUGCGUAGUAACAAAAAGCUAUACUUUGCUGGAACUCAAGUUGAUAGCCAAGCUGGUUGCUCAUUCUUGAACCAUGUUUAAACAAUAAUGUAUAAAGACUUAACCUCUUUCUUAUAUUGAUUUAUUCAUAUUUAUUUUUAAAGACUUCAGGCUACGUGCAUAAUCCCAUCAUAGAUCUUGGCCGAUGAUGUCGGGGCCACUGAUUAAAAUAAAUCUAUUUUCCAAGCAGCGAGAAAGUUAAAAUCGCGAAUUAUCAUGUUUUACUUGACUCAGAUUGCUUCGCUGCCUCAUGCACUUCAUUGGUUUUUCCUUUUCUGUUAUUUGCAGGUGGAGUUUCGGUGUUGUUCUGUACGAAAUAUUUACUGUAGGUACGUCUGAACAGUUUUAAUAGUUAAAACAAAGCACUAUUUUGUAUGGACUGGGGAAGAAGGGACUGAAUUGCCGCAGUUUUUAAGUAAGUUUUGACGAGGAUGAUAUAGUGAGGUUUGUGCUAAGACAAUGAGUCCUGGAAUAUCAAGAAAGUUACGUGUGUGAAUAUUAUUCUUGCCUCAUUACUUCAGUUUAAGCGUUCAUUUUAUGUCCAUAGGUGGAUCUCCUUACCCCGCGAUUAACGCUCGCGAAAUUGCAGAGAAACUUCAGCAAGGAUACAGAAUGCCAAAACCUAAACAUGUUGAUGAACAGCUGUAA